CGAGAUUUGAUUAGAAAGUCAAGGUCACCACCAUGCUUUUCUAGAAACGAAUAUUCCAUUUCUUCUAUUCCGUGUAUUAACAAACUAUGGCUCACCAAUUGAGAUCUUGUAAGACCACCUUGUUAAAGCUUGGUCAGGGGAAGAUACCUACGUGUUCUUGUCAUGUUCGAAGCCAGAACUCCAAUGUGAAUCAAGUUGAAAGUGAGGUAGGUGCUUCAGGGCUGCCACAUACAAUUGGUCAAGCACCACUGUCAUCAAGAAUGUCCGCUUUUCUAAUGAUGACAGAAAAAGCACUUCCAGCAUCACUGAGACCUCAAAGCGACAGUAAGAUGCUAGGUGAUGAAAGAUCAAGAUCAUUGAUUACAGAACAAGUGUGCAAGGCUCUUGUACAAUAUCCAUGGGAGUCCUAUGAAAUGAAAUCAUUGUACAGUGUUUCUAAUGAACAUAAUGGUUUACCCAGUCAUCAGUCUCAUUCUGAAGAUUUGAAAGAUUCACAUGCGACUGGUCCAUUAAGUAAUUUACUUGAUGAGUUGAAGCUUAUUCGCAGUGUUGUUCAACCUUUUAGUUAUACUUCAGAUGACAUUAUUAUACAUGAGGAUACAAAUACCUCUACAGCUGUUGACUUCCAAGAAAGUAGCUGCAUUAAAAGGAAAGGGUCAUUGGACAAUUAUGAUACUGGAAUAAUCAGUCGUUUUAAAGAAAAUGUCACAGUUGUACAAAGAGUUCAAACUAAUCUCCCAGAUACAAUUGUGGUACAACAUGUUUAUCCUACAACUUCAAUAUCACACACAACUCCCUGCAGUGUGCCAAAUAUCCAGUCUACGUUCGUCAGUAAGAUAAACAAUAGUGCACCCCUGGAUAGUGCUAAAGGAAUCCACUGUGUUUUGAUGAGUGACUCUAAGGGAAAAGUUGAUCCAAAGGCAUCACCAGUACAAAGCACAACUAAAAGGAAACCAGGGAAAAAACCCACUGAAGAAACACUUCUCCUCAUGAAAGAGCAUUUAACAGAUUCUAUCCCAAAGAUAUUUCGAACUCAUGACUACAGAAUUUACAUAAAUGACGUUACAUUUGAGAACAAUUUCUGGGGACCAAGUGUAACUUCUAAAGGUAUUCAGGCUUAUCUAUUCUACAUCGUAAAGCUACGUCUGGCAGUACAUUUCAAAUAUGUGCAAACCAAAGUUGAACUCUUGAAAAUCACAACACACGAGUCAGAUGGAACAGUUCGUGCACAUUGGAGGGUCCAGGCACUUCCACAAAUGAAGAUCUUGACCAAUUUUUGGAAAUUCUUUCCUGGAAGGUUCCGAAAAGUUGUUACACAGGAAUCUGAGAUCUAUGAAGGUAUAUCUACAUUCUAUCUGCAGGGGGAUGGUUUGGUGUACAAGCAUCGUGUAGAUAGGGUGAUAGAAGAUGAAGAACAAGUCGUGAAUAAGUCAGGAAUUGCCCUAAAGAUGGCAGUGUUGAUAGGUCUGGUACCAAAGACAUCUAUUGAGGAACUUGCUACUCUACUGUAUGGAGAAAAUGAUUUUGGAAUUUUUCCGAACUAGAUCUAUUAAUCUAAAAAGUAUGAAAACACCAGCAUAUUCAUUGCAGCUCUAUCAUACAUAAAAGUGGAAUUGAAAAUAUUCUCACGCACAAACCACAUUUACAAUAUUGUAUUGAACAAUGAUUGAAUAGAGACUGGUUGGCCACCGUAGUUAUACUGAAACGUUAGUCAACAUAAAAUGAAAUAUAAUGAUAGGGUUAUGAAAAUAGUGUAGUAUCAAACCUUCCCUGAUGUCCUGUUGUCCUUGUAAUAUUGAGUAUGUGUGGGGAAAAUACAUGAAAUAGUGAGAGAUGAAACGCAGUUACAAAAAAAUUAUUUAAUUGAUAUAAAUAUGUUUAUCAUGUUGAAUGCCAGAAUGCCAAAAUAUUAUUUAAU
Molecule: messenger RNA, 1918 nt
Organism: Owenia fusiformis
Lineage: Eukaryota; Metazoa; Annelida; Polychaeta; Sabellida; Oweniidae
Source: the annotation of a GenBank genome assembly